AUGAAUGUCAACUCAUCGAAGCCGUUGGAUGUUUCACAGGAAGCAAAUACUACGCUCACGACUGUGCCUAAUGCAGAUGAUCCACCUAAUUGUGACAAUUCUGAAAUAUCCACACUGAACGGCGACCAAGCCAACAAAUCCGCUCUGAGAAAAGAUAGCUUAUCGAAACUCUCAUCGAAAAGGGUAAAAAUCGUGGACCCUGGUCCCGCAUUAGACUUGGAAUCCGAUGAUGAAGAUUCUUUGUCGCAGCAUGGUACAUUGGAACGGGCGGCUGCGGUUUCCACAGGAGAAAGCACAAUUACGAUCACCCUCGGCCAGUCUGUCGAUCCACAGGCUGCUGCUGUGGAUCGAAAGAAGACAAAAGAGGAAAGGAAAAAGGAACGUGAGAAAAAGAAGGAAGAAGAAAUGUUAAAAAAAUAUCAGGCUGAGCAAGAGGCUAAGCAAAAAGUGUCGGCUAAAUCCAAAUGCGGACGAUGGAUCAAGCACAAUCUUAAGAUUGGCGAGGGAGGUUACAAAUUUGUUUAUCGGGGUUACGACACCGUAGAAUCCAGAAAUGUUGCAUGGUGCGAGUUCAAGCGCGAGCAUGUAGACACUAAGGAAAAGCGCCAGGCAAUGUUCAAGGAGACCGAAAUUAUGCUUAAAAUGAAUCAUCCACAUAUUGUGCGCUGUUUUGAUGUAUUCCGUGAAUGGAUCGACAUGGAGGACCCGAACAAUCAAAUUGAAGAAAAGGGAGUUGUUAUUAUCCAAGAGCUAAUGGGGGAAGGCACUUUGAAGAGUGUGAUCCGGAAAAACUUUCUCGAGGGUCAAUGCAUACUAAAAUUCCCGCUGAUCACUCGUUGGUGGCACCAAAUACUGGAUGCUCUUCGUUAUAUGCAUCACAAAAUACAGCCUCCAAUUUUGCAUCGUGAUUUGAAGGCGGAUAAUUGCUUCCUCUACGGUGCCUCCGAUGAAGAAUACCUGAACGUAAAGGUCGGUGAUUUUGGAUUAGCAACACAUGUGAAUAACAGCGGGAGAAAGACAAUGUUGGGUACUUUGGGUUUCAUGGCUCCAGAGAUAUUUGAUGAAAAGUACGAUGAGAAGGUGGACAUUUACGCAUUUGGUAUGCUGAUGCUUGAGGUCAUGACCAAUCGCACGCCGUACGAUGAAUGUGAAACCGUCAUACAGGUCGCCGCGAAAACCAUGUCGGGACAAGGGCCGGAUAUUAUGGGUAAAAUAUUGAAUCCGUCAUUGCGAGAAGUAAUCAGUGCGUGCAUCCAACCGUUGACCUGCUUCCGUCCCACUGCUGAAGAACUCUAUUUUCAUCCCUUGUUUCAGCGGUACCAGGAAGGCGAUGACUCAUGGCCGAAAACGUUACCUGUAGAAGUGGAACCCAAUUAUGACAACGCCACGGACCGAGCUGAAGUGUUGGAUCGGUUUGUACGCUCCCUGGAUAACGCGGAAACUCGUAAUCCCAAUUUCAACCUGCGAUUGCGCUUCCGAGACAAGAAAAUGCUGCAGGAACUGGGUCUCGAUGAUGGAGAGUCAUUAGAGUUUGAUUUGGACAUUUACAAGGCAGAGGAUCAGGAUAUCCCUGAUCUAAUACACAGCCUGCGGCUGGGCUAUGAAGACAAAUUGUGGCGAGUGUUCGAGAACCCUAAGCAACCGGAUAAGAAGAUUGUGUCCAGUCAUUUGGACAAGUUGUUUAGCAGUAUUCGAUUGCAGAUGCAGUUUCUUGUCAAAAUGCUUUUGGGCAAGCGGUGGAAAGCCAUCUUGGAUUCUUUGGUUGAUGAGGAGCGUACCAAGAAAAAACAGGAGGGUGCACCUGGCGCCGACGAGGAUGAUGACAGCGACACCGAUGCGCGUGAAGCUAGUAGUUUCACAAUCAUCGGAAAGUACAAAACCAAAUGGAUUCGUGCUAAACGUCUACUGGAGCGCGAGAUUCAGGCUUAUCGUAACCGGACCCCUGUCAAUACUGGCGUCGCUCAAGUUCCAACUCCAGGGAUAACUUCAAUGAACCCUGCCUCUGGUGCUUCCACUAUUACUUCCACUGCACAGUCAGAGAGUAUUGCGCAGUGUUCAACACUGACUUCCAGCGUCGUCUCGACUAUUGUAAGUCAGUUACCUAGACCUCUUCCCGCACAGCCCAACGCGCCUAUCACAGUAGAACCAACUUUACUUCCGGAUACGUCAGAACCCAUUCCUACGGUUCAUGUAGCGACUGUUGGGAAAUUUAGUAUCACCACACCUUCGGUCGCGGUCCCAUCAAGUGUUACGCCAGUUGCUGUGACGAUCCAUUCUGCAUCGACACCUCCAUUAGACGGCACCGCUAGACCAAGUGUAACCCAACAUCUUGGACUGCGACCACAAGCAACUGACGGGUCAGCAUUCUUCCUCCAACCACCGAGUCAACCGGAUGCAUCUUACAGCCAUAACUUGCUCUCCGUACAGGAUUCGUCUAUUCCAGCUGUUCGGCCUCCCACUGACUCAUGCGCAGGGCCUGCUUUGUCCGCAACUUCCUCGAAGACAGGUUUGGGUGUUUACCAGGCGACUGUUUCUCCGUUGAUGACAGCGGUCCAACCGUCACAGCAGCCUUCAGUUGCCUUCCCGUCAGCAUCGCACGAUGCAAGUGCCACAAAACCAGAAUCAGAAGCUGUCGCAACGCCUCCAAGUACCCGUUCAAUAGCCCAAUCGACGAUGUUGUUACAACAACUCAUGCAGACUCUUGCUGCCAUUUUACCGAAAUCCACUGCCGCUGGUCUUCCUGAACCACUGCAGUCCUCAUCCCAACAGCAACAGCAGCAUCCGAUGCUGGUUCCGGCAGCAGCUAUUGCUACCACUGUGGAGCAAGUGGCGGCCAAUGCUACCUCUGGAGUUGUUCAAACUGCUCAUCCACCGGCUACUACAAAUGCGGUACAUUUUACUCCUCAGGACCUCGCCUUAUUGCAUAGUCACCUCCUCAGCGCCGGUUUAAUGAGUGGUACCCCAUCUGGUCAGCUUCCGAAAUUAUUUUCUGAGCAACCUGCUGAAGCUGCCAUAUCCCAUCCACACACUUCCACCCCAAUGCUCGAUAUGCAGGGGCCGACUGUUACUUCCGCCCAGUAUAGGCAACAAAGCUCCACUUCGUCCACGAGUGGUCCUGUGGACACCGAUCUCGCAGCACGAACCGAACCUCAGUCCGUACAUCAAUCCGAACUACCUCAAUCAGCAAUUCUUCUAAGCCAAGUCAUCGAGGCAUUGCUCAGCACCGCGUUUCCGGGGUCUAGUUUAUCACCUGCCAGUACUGGCGGUGUUCCCGGGUAUUCCUCAUCGCAGGCAGCCACGCAGUCCAUUCAACAGCCCGUGUCGUCACAGCUCCCGCCUGCCUUCCCCUUCACUGCUCCGCCUAAACUACACGACACCAGCUACGCUUUAACCAAUAAAGACAUUGAGCGUAUCGUGCUUCAACUACUCGAGACUCUUCGAGCCGAUUCCGCUGCAGCCAAGACCGCGAUUUCGGCCGUUGGUCCGACUAGCGCCCCAACUGACUCGGGAGCAUUGAGUAUUCAUCCCACCAGCAGUGAAGUGCUUGUGGCCACUCGGUCUUCUCAAACCUCAAUGGUUGACAAUUACCGCACCGGUGAAGAUGAAACAACUCCCGUUCCUCAUUUUGUUGGUGCUAUCCCAACUCCUCCGUUGUCAGAAUCGCCCCAUUUGAAGACGCAUCAGUUUACUGCUGGUAACCCUUCGGACAACACAACUUCUGCGGAUACGAUGCGUUGUGAAGAGGACUUCAGCGAAGCUUCUAGACCCAUAUCACCUUCUGACGGACCCACUCCUGCUUAUCUACCCGUUGACACCCAUGUACAACCUCUCGGAGGCCCAGCUCCUUCAUUAACAACCAAGUCGUCUCUGGCUGGCUCGACUCCCCCAUACUUCACGGCCUCCUCAUGUAGCAACACGUUACCACCCUUACAUUUGCCAACCACUGUACUCUCCAGUCCCGUGAGUGGACCGGCUCUCCACGACCCUUCCCCGGAAAAGCAAUCUUUGGCUCUUGGAUUAGAUUAUAUACAUAAACUUCUAUCUUCUCUGUCUCUCCUUCCUCUGGAUCGAUUCGGUGUCACAGGAAUUGUACAUCAGCCUGAGUUGGAAGAGGUUGCUCCACUGCUCCCACCUAUUUCUGGCACGUCUCUUCUCUCGCAUAUGUCAUUGAACGACUCCGUCGCUCAAAUUGCUGCAAAUACCGUUGAACCUUCUGCUGUCCGUGGUGAUGUUACACCGUAUCAGCUAUCAGAGAAUAAUCCCCUCUUACUGUCUCAGUUGAGCCAAUCGUCUUCCCGCGAGCAGGGAACUCGUCCUUUUUCUACUGUUCCCUAUCCGUACUCGCCUGCUUCAGACGCAACAGUCAGCCUUACUUGCACUAUACCAUCCUCUUUAGAGGUCGUCAUCAGAGAGGUGAUAUCCAAGCUGUGUUACUACAGCCACCGACCAAUACUACUGUUGCCAACCCCUUACGCCUCUGACAUUUCUGUCGCAACCUCACCCUUCCGAGUAUUGGAGGUCCCUUCUGAACAUAUCUUUUUGGGUGUUCCCAACUCAAGGGACCCUGCAAAUCCAUUCAAUGUGACAACUUUUGUCGCUUCAAAUGGGCCUGUCUUCAUCACUAUUGAUGAUGGACCGCCGGAAGGGAACAGGUCGCUUGUUCCUAGAGUGUUUCAAACUCCCAUUGACACCGCUGUCGUUUUGUCACCAGAUGGCGGGGUCCAUCGUGUUAACAAGCCGGCGCUAGUGGUCCCUGUCCAGCCUAGCGAAACUCGCAAAACUUGUAGUCCGCCACUCUCCCCUAAUUCAGAGGUGACUGAUGGUGCUCGUCUAGGCCAGCAGUUUGAUUCCUCUAUUCAAAUUCGUGAGUUGCCAAUUCACCCGAACAUGGACACUCUCACUUUGGACGAUGUGCUUAACCUACUCCUUGCCUUGCGCAGCGCCUCGCAACAAUACCCGGCUUCAGUCAAUACAUCACCCACUUCGGACACUUACACGAUGCCUAACCUACCUACGCAUGUAGAAAGUCGCUCCAUUUCGUGUGCUACGAGCAGACGUUCGUCCGCAUUUGGUUCCCAACACUCUACCCAAAAUUUACCCUCUCAUCUCACACAUCCGGCUUCGGUUUUUGCUCAGCUUCCUCAAUCUUCCUCGAGCCGUUUGCCCCGCGGUCCCCCAUCUGACCAGCAGUCUGUAACUCGAGCUACCCUGUCAUCCAUGGCACCUAUUAGGACAUUCUCGGAGCAGCUGCAUUCCCAAACGCAGCCUUUGGCUGGUGCCAUACCCUUUAUCCAUCCUUCCGCUUCUUCCAAUCCAACAAUUGAUGCAGUGAAUGCAAUUGAACCUGCCCUCAUAAACCGACCACCGGUAUCUACCAGAGAAGUUACUUCUGUUUCCGGCGUUCAUUCGCAGUCCACACCACCCGUUUCUGCGCAGUUGCUGCUCCGGCUGUUACACGACUAUCUCGCAUCGCUUCAUUCCCCAUCGCACACGUCUAGCUCGCAGGCUAUCUCCACUGAACAACCGCUUCAUCAUCAAACUGUCUCAGACCUAUCUUCGCUGAACUCUGUGACUGCGCAACAACUCUUUCAACUUGUUUCUACGCUGAAUUCACCCAACAAUGUGGAACAGGUACCUAGUGUACAGCCUCAACUCACUCGACAACCGAGCGUUCAGUGUCCAGCGCCAGCCGUAGCUCCGUCUUCGUCUAGACCAUCGGGCCAUGGAUCGUCGCGGCCUUCGUUUUUUGUUCAGCCAGCCGUCUCACAGAUAAGCAGUACAGGACUUCCGACGCCUUCAGCAACCAUCCCCACCCCCGUCCCCUGUCAAGCGAACGUGCCUCUGUUAACUUCCUUGCUUGGACGGCUGUUAUCCCAAAGCUUCGUCCCAAUCGCGGAUACCCUACCCGAUGCCCCGAGGGCUGUUCCAUCUGUCUCUCCAGCGGCACCCUUCUACCCAUCGCAAACCUCUUUGACCAGAGCAGAUGCAAGCGGCGCGGGUGGUAUGAUCGGUUCCGACUGGCAGGUUUUACAGCGGUCAUCUCCUCCUCCUCCUCCUCCUCAAUAUAUGAAACCACCACCACCACCACCACCACAGCAAUCACUUGUUGCAGAACAGAUCCCUCCGUUACAAUCAUCACAAAGCCUCACUAGAUCAACUGCCCAACACCAACUCAUUCCUGAGUUACUACACGCACUUUUUACUUUGCAUAAGCAAGCAGAAGUCGGCUCCUCGAGGGACCCGCCAACUACUUUACCCUUAGAAAUUCAACGGAUACUCUCUACCAUUCAGUCUUGCACCAAUUUGCCAACUCAUCCUGUCAGUGGGGUCGCUACUCCUCAUUCAGUUGCGGCGCCGACACAUUCGGUACCUGUGUCAAUUGGCCCACCUCCAGUCCCCAGUAGUGUGACCUGCCCUGUUCCUUGUUUAGCAGCCACCAUUCCACAUUCCAUCACCGGAACCGUUAAUUCUGUUCCAUCUGCACUAGCCGCAGUUUCUCAGACCUAUCCGGGCGCACCGUCGCAUGCGUUGGACUCAUUAUGGGCGUUUCAAGUAGAUCCUCAUCCCCCGAUGAUUGCACAUGCAUUACAACCUGUCCCAGCCACUCGGAACUCAUCGACGAAGACGACGACGGUAGCAAGCAAGUUUACCGUUGUUCCUGUGAAAUGUGAUAAUGAUGAACCGCCACCACCCUCUGUUGCCUUCUUGUCUGCCGCACAACCCCAAACUACCGCUUUUGUCCCCCAAAGCCAAGCACCCCCGAUACCACCACGCCAGCGGUCGCACCCGAUUCAACCACUCCCCGCUACUUGUCCCACAGCUGCUGUAGUAUUCGAUUCUCGUGGCUCGGUCGCUUCCUCCUUACUGGUAGUCCAACCAAACCCGGACCCCCUUAGCACCCACUGGAUAACUAGACUACCCUGA
Molecule: messenger RNA, 6924 nt
Organism: Dicrocoelium dendriticum
Lineage: Eukaryota; Metazoa; Platyhelminthes; Trematoda; Plagiorchiida; Dicrocoeliidae
Source: the annotation of a GenBank genome assembly